GAAUCGCGUUGUAUGUUGGGAUGUUAAUAGUGAGCAGUGUUGAAACUGAACACGAAUAGGAUACGGGUCGAGGAUGAAAAGGUUCAAUAAAUACGAUGCAGCGAAAGAGAGUAAGGGGUAUGCGAACGCUCUCAACUUCCUGCCCGAAUAGGAUUGGGUAUGAAACAUCUGUAAACACAAAAAGCAUGAGGCUCUGAAAUCUUUAUGGCUCUACCCACGUUGCAGCCUACCCCUGUUUCUGCUGAAAUGGCCAGAGACAGAAGCUGCUAAAGGAAAUUGAAGACAGAAAGCUUCCAUAUUUAACACCUAAAGAUGUACAGUUUGAACAACUGUCCAAGGCCAAAUAUUCCAAACUGUACUUGCAACGGGCCAACUGUGUACCUCAGGAAAUUCACCAAAACGUCCAACAAGGAUUGACAAUGCUUCAAGACUGUAAGUGUUUUUCUCAAGAUCUUGUCCAAAUAAAAGGCAAAGACGUGCUUACACCAGUAUGUCGACUACUCAUAGGAGAUCCUGGCUGCACAUAUCGUUACUUGGAUACAAGACUGUUUACAAUACCUUGGCCUUCCCAUGGUGUUGAGGUGAAGUACAACAGUGAUGAAAUAGGUAAAGCCUGCCAAGCUAUUAAAGAUCUUAAUGAAUACUUACAUGUGGAAGCAAUGAAAAUUUUGUUGGAUUAUUCUUCAGCUGAUGUUGAAGAAAUUGGAUUUGAGGCAAAUACAGCAACUUCUACAGUGGUUAAGGACUUGGGAAGUACAAAAGAUAGAACUUAUCACAACAAACAAAGAAACAACAGAGCUAUGCUGAAGAAUAGAACCUCUUUUAAUGUGUCCCUGUUGAAUUACAUGGACCCUUCAAGAAUGAAAUACCUGAAAGAAGAACCGUACUUUGGAAUGGGAAAGUUGGCUGUGAGUUGGCAUUAUGAUGAAAACCUGGUGGAAAGGUCAACAGUUGCUGUGUAUAACUACAGCUGUGAUGAUUUAAGACCUGCUGCAGAUGAAACCAACGUGACAUCAGUAGAGGGCAGAGAUCCAGCACUUUGGCACAUUGGCCUAAAAGUAGCCUGGGACACUGUUACACCAGGGCUGGCAUUGUCCCUCGAACCUGGAGACUGCUACUUUAUGCUUGAUGAUUUUAAUAUGACCCAUCAACAUUGCGUGCUAUCUGGAUUUCAGCCUCGCUUCAGUUCGACCCACAGAGUGGCAGAGUGUUCUACUGGCACACUGGAUUAUAUUUUUGGACGCUGUGACAUAGCUAUGAAGAAUCUGCAAAAGGAUCCGUUAUCGGGCAUUUCCUCCCUGGUUUCUUUGGAGCUUGUUAAUGUGACACAAACAGAAGAAAUUCACAAUGAGGUUGAAUUUGAGUGGUUGCGACAGUUCUGGUUUCAAGGGAAACGUUCAGCAAAGGCAACUGAUUGGUGGUUUGGACCAAUGAUUCUGCUGGAGAAAUCUUGGAGAGAGAUGGAGCAAAUGACAAAGCUUUUGCUGUCUGAAAUCAAUAAGGCAGAAUGGUCUUUAGAAAGAAAACACCAAGUUGUACGCUGUCUUUUGCCAUUUCUUGAAGAGCGCCAGGAACUGAGAAAGAGCUGGAUGGCAAGGUGUCAGUCCAGACUUGCCAACAGCCUACCAGUUGACGAGCAGCCAGAAUGUCGUCCUUACUGGUGCGAUGGAGACCUUGAUAUGCCUCUACCCUUUGACUUGGAAGAAAAUAUUUCAUUUUUGAGGAAUCAGCUCAUGUCUUCAGAUGGAGAUGAUGAGAGCUGAUUUUCAAACAUCUUUCCAAUUUUUUGGCUGAGAUAAUCCUGUCUAUCCAGAUUUUUACUGGCUUCUUCGGAUCAACAUUUUCACUUUAAUAAAAGUUUGACAUAAAGAGACAAAUUGUCUGUUUGGUUAUUGGUUAAAAAUGGAUUUUAACAAUUAAUUUUAGGUGACCUCAACAUUUAUUUUAAUCUGAACCAAAUGAUGUACCUGAAUUUCCAUUUCUGGGACAACGCCUGUUUAUCCAAAUGUAACUGAAUGGAUUCCUAAAUUUUGUUCAACAACUGUUAUCAGGUACUAUCCAUGGUCUAAUAAUUUGUUAAUGCCUUCCUGGACCAUGAGUAGAAGGCAUCCCUGAUAUAACUGCAUUGUCGAUUUGAAUAUGAAAAAGUCCAGCAUAGACACAGUGUAUUUAGACUAUAAGAACAUAAGACAUAGGAGUAGAAGUAGGCCAUUCAGCCCAUUGAACCUGCUGCACAAUUCAGUGAGAUCAAAGGCUAAUCUGAUAAUCCUCAACUCCAUUUUCCUGCCCUAUCCCUAUAACCAUAAUUCUUUUACUAAUUAAAAAACAGUCUGUCUCAGCUUUGAACAUACUUAACAACCUAACCUUGACAGUGCUCUGUU
Molecule: messenger RNA, 2381 nt
Organism: Stegostoma tigrinum
Lineage: Eukaryota; Metazoa; Chordata; Chondrichthyes; Orectolobiformes; Stegostomatidae
Gene: fto
Product: FTO alpha-ketoglutarate dependent dioxygenase
Exons: 11
Coding region: 420-1763 (447 amino acids)
Biological process (GO): regulation of multicellular organism growth; RNA repair; DNA alkylation repair
Molecular function (GO): broad specificity oxidative DNA demethylase activity; ferrous iron binding; mRNA N6-methyladenosine dioxygenase activity
Source: RefSeq, a predicted model, not a curated record